AUGGGCGUAGCGAUUGAUGCGGCGGGAGUGUUGAUGGAGGAACAGGCGCUCAGGCCGAUAUUGAAGGUGCUGAUGACCAGUCCUGUCAGGAGUCGAGUUGUGGCGAAAUGUGUGCCCGUGGAGGGCACGGUGAGCGUGUCUGGAAUCCAAAGGGUGGAUGGAGAAGAAGAUGGAGUGGCGGCCAGGUUGAUGAAGAUGAAUGUUGGGGAGCUCACACCGCCACCGCCGGGUUUUGUAUUUCCCGGGACUGUGUUGGAUAGGAACAGAGGUGAAAGCAAAUAUGAGGAUGAGGUUCCUACCAACCCAGAUUAUUGGACAUGA
Molecule: messenger RNA, 321 nt
Organism: Xylaria bambusicola
Lineage: Eukaryota; Fungi; Ascomycota; Sordariomycetes; Xylariales; Xylariaceae
Exons: 1
Coding region: 1-321 (106 amino acids)
Source: RefSeq, a predicted model, not a curated record